AUGGCGUCGACGAAGCCAUUGAUCGUCGCAGCGAAGACACUCCGGAACCGGAUGCUUUCCCGAUCAGGAUCCACAUCUGCGGGUCCCAGUCGGUGGGCGACGCCUGGGCACGAGGAGCGUCCCAAAGGAUAUUUCAUGAACCGGACUCCGCCGGCUCCGGGACAGUCGCGCAAAUGGGAAGAUUGGGAGCUUCCUUGUUACAUCACGAGCUUCCUCACGAUUGUUAUCCUUGGUGUCGGACUCAAUGCGAAGCCAGAUCUUUCAAUCGAGACCUGGGCGCACCAGAAAGCUCUUGAGCGCCUCGAGAUGGAGAAGCUCGCGUCUAUCGGAGAUUCAUCCGAUUGA
Molecule: messenger RNA, 345 nt
Organism: Microthlaspi erraticum
Lineage: Eukaryota; Viridiplantae; Streptophyta; Magnoliopsida; Brassicales; Brassicaceae
Source: the annotation of a GenBank genome assembly